Messenger RNA from Cervus elaphus (red deer), 309 nucleotides. Its product is annotated as ATP synthase subunit epsilon, mitochondrial-like. The coding region runs from base 1 to 309 and encodes 102 amino acids. The transcript is spliced from 3 exons. NCBI's taxonomy places the organism in Eukaryota, Metazoa, Chordata, Mammalia, Artiodactyla, Cervidae. Gene Ontology annotation, biological process: proton motive force-driven mitochondrial ATP synthesis. Gene Ontology annotation, molecular function: proton-transporting ATP synthase activity, rotational mechanism. The record is from RefSeq and is a predicted model, not a curated record. Gene Ontology annotation, cellular component: mitochondrial inner membrane.
AUGAGGAGCCUUCACUCCACACUCACCUAUUCUAGAAAUCCUAGUUUGGAGGAAGAUUUGUACAAAAUAGAACAGCUACUCAUUGUUGUACCCGUAGUUUACAUCCUGCUGCUGGAGGCGCUCCAUUCUGGCAACAUCGUGGCAGUGUAUUGGCAACAGGUUGGACUCCGCUACCUCAGGUACUCCCAGAUCUGUGCAAAAGCCAUGAGAGAUACACUGAAGACAGAAUUCAAAGCAAAUGCUGAGAAGACUUCUGGCAGCAGCAUAAAAGUUGUAAAAGUCAAAAAGGAAUCAUCUGCCCUGACUUAA